This is a messenger RNA of Silurus meridionalis, 2519 nucleotides long. RefSeq lists its product as uncharacterized. NCBI's taxonomy places the organism in Eukaryota, Metazoa, Chordata, Actinopteri, Siluriformes, Siluridae. Gene Ontology annotation, biological process: linoleic acid metabolic process; lipid oxidation. The record is from RefSeq and is a predicted model, not a curated record. Gene Ontology annotation, molecular function: protein binding; oxidoreductase activity, acting on single donors with incorporation of molecular oxygen, incorporation of two atoms of oxygen; iron ion binding.
CGGCCCGGGUUCGAUUCCCGGUCAGGGAACGUGCUUUUUUCCAUUUUCCUGUCACCGUCGAUGAUUAUGUUGAGUUUCGAAAUCUCACUGGGACGUUGUAACAAUUUACAUAAAGCUCACAUCACUCAACUUGUAAUAACGGAAGUAUUAGUCUUAUCAACAGCCCACGCAUUUCAAAACUGUACACAGACACAGCACACUGAGCAUCAGCACUGUUUCACUGUGCACACGGACAAGUUUUUAUGAUUAGUGCAUUUUAUGUGAAGUCAUUCAAAUGGAGGGCAUUUAUGUGACAAUCCGAACAUCGUUAGACCCUCUCUCAGGAUCAUACAAUAUUCUGUGGGUCUCUCUGGUCGGUUCUCAAUGUGAGUGUCCCCCAGUUAGGCCUUUAACAGAUGCACAGUGUCUUCUUCCUGGUUCGAGUUGCAGUGUUCUGAUCAAGCCUGAUAAAGAAAUAGGCACUGUCGUUCUCGUGCGUUUGCGGCUUGAGGCUCGGCCUGGAUUCCCCAAUCUUGACUGGCACUGUCUGGACGUGCAAUUAAAACUGAGCACUGAAGACACAGAAGCAGAGUGCUUUCCAUGCCACAGGUGGAUCAGAACUGCAGAUGGUGAUGUGGAGCUCCGCAACAAUAGAGUGUGUCUGCUGAAUUGUGAGUCAUUGCAGAUACUUCGAGAUCAGAGGGCCAGGGAUGUCCAGAAUAAACAAAAACAUAUCAGAUGGAGGACUUUUGUUGAAGGUGGCCUCCGGUGCAUUGACAUGCCCAGUGUGCAUGCCCUGGGUCCCAACUUGGGUUUUUCCCGACAAAGCCCAGGCGUUAAUGUGCACUAUCUUAGGGGCUUUACUGAUAGAGCUGAACCAUGGAGUAGCCUGGAGGAACUGGAGAUGCUAUUCAUCCAAAAUGGAAAAGAUAACAAAGUUGCCAAGUAUGUUCAGGCUCACUGGAAAGAGGAUGCGUUUUUUGGCUAUCAGUGUCUGAAUGGAUAACCUCUAAUCAUCAAAAAGAUCCACUGCCUCCCACCUAAUUUAGCUGUCACGUCUGAGAUGCUCAAGGAUUUCCUGUCAGAGGAUUCUUCACUUGAGCAGGAGUUAGAGAAAGGAACUAUAUAUCUCCUGGACUAUGCGGUACUUGAUCAGAUACCUACCAAUGUUAUCAACGGCAAACAGUCAUACCUGGCUGCUCCACUGUGCCUCCUGCAUUACAACCAUCAUGGAGAGAUGAAGCCUAUUGCCAUUCAGCUUCAGAAAACAGCUGGGCCUAAAAACCCCGUCUUCCUGCCCUCUGAUUCUGCGCUCGACUGGCUGUUGGCAAAGAUAUGGGUCCGUAAUGCAGAUUUCCAGGUUCACCAGCUGCUUUCCCAUUUUCUUCGCUCUCACUUGAUAGGAGAAGUGUGCUGCAUCGCCACGCUUCGGAAACUGCCAGAAAUACACCCUCUGCAUCAGCUUCUAAUGCCACAUUUAAAGAAUUCACUUCAGAUCAAUAUCCAGGCACGAGGCUCUCUUCUGGCUGCUAAUGGCGUAUUUGAUAAGGCUGUAGCCUGUGGCAUUAAGGCAUUGCCUUUUCUGCUUGCUCGAGGCACUGACCAACUACACUACUCUUCACUAUGUGUCCCGGAAGACCUGAAAGAGCGCGGACUGGACAAACUGCCCAACUGUUACUAUGCACAGGAUGCUCUGAGGUUGUGGAAUGCACUUUACAGGUUUGUGUCAGGCUGGGUGGAAUUAUAUUACCAUGAUGACAAGGAAGUCCAGAGCGACUCAGAACUACAGAGCUGGAUCCAAGAAAUUUACAUGGAGGGAUUUCUUGGUUUUACACACACAGGAUUUCCACAGUCAUUUCAGACCACAGCAGAACUGAUUAAGUACAUCACCAUGGUUAUCUUCACCUGUUCAGCUCUGCAUUCAGCUGUCAACUUUUCUCAGGUGGAUUUCAACUUAUGGAUGCCGAACUGUCCAGCUGCAAUGAUACGGCCCCCUCCUCAGGUGAAAGGCUCAGUGACAGAGGAAGAUCUUUUGUCCUUUCUCCCUGAUGUUAACAGCACCUGUAGUGUGCUCAUUGUACUGUCCCUGCUGGCACAGCCUGCUCUUGAUUAUGUUCCCUUGUGUCAGUACCGUGAGUGGUACUUCAAGAGUGGAGACCUUCACAGGCUUGUCACAAUGGCACAGCAAGAUCUAAGGGCCAUCGCUGAUAACAUCAUCAAGAGAAACAGCAAACUGGAGCUAGGUUAUCCCUACCUUUGCCCAAAUAAUAUUGAAAACAGUGUGGCUAUCUAAAAAUAAUUUAAUCACCUUCAUUUAGUACCUUAACUAAAAAAAACACACAAAGCAUAUUUACAUACUAUUGUUUGAUCGGAAAAUGAAUGAAAGGAUUUUCCACAUUUGUACGUUUCUCCUUAUUUUUGUUUCGUUGCACACAGAUAUGUACCUAAAUUGUGAAAUAUUAAAAGCUAGAAUUUCACAAUGUUUAAUUGCAUAAUUUCAUUGCGUUACUUGUGUAAUUAAUAAAGACAUUUUUAUUUAA